Messenger RNA from Schizosaccharomyces japonicus yFS275, 1020 nucleotides. RefSeq names its product F0-ATPase delta subunit. The transcript is spliced from 3 exons. Bases 31 to 687 code for a protein of 218 amino acids. NCBI's taxonomy places the organism in Eukaryota, Fungi, Ascomycota, Schizosaccharomycetes, Schizosaccharomycetales, Schizosaccharomycetaceae. Gene Ontology annotation, cellular component: membrane. Gene Ontology annotation, molecular function: proton-transporting ATP synthase activity, rotational mechanism. The record is from RefSeq and is a predicted model, not a curated record. Gene Ontology annotation, biological process: proton motive force-driven ATP synthesis.
GUUACCACCUAUUUCGAAGUAGUAUCUACCAUGAAUGUAGCAUUCAAUAGAGCUAUUGCUCGACCAUCAGCAAAGCUUUUUGGACGGGUAGGACUUCGUGGAUACGCAGUUGCGACGAAGGAUUCCGUAGAAUUGCCAAUUCGUCUUUAUGGUUUAGACGGUAAUUACGCUGUAGCUUUGUUCACAGCUGCUCAAAAGACAUCCAAUUUGAAAGAAGUUGAUUCAUCUUUUCGUCAACUUGAAAAGGUCAUGAAGCAUGCAGAAUUACGAGAGUUUUUAGCGAAUCCUGCCUUGAGAAAAGAAGAUAAGUCAUUAUUUGUGAAAGAAAUGACUAAGUUAUGUGGGGAUAACAAGGUUUUUAGCAACUUUCUGCAAGUUCUCUCAGACAAUAAUCGGCUCUCCUUGUUACAGAAAAUCUAUUUGAAGUUUCAUGAAUUAAUGAAAGCAAAGAACAAUGAAGUUACGGUUACUGUGACUACAGCUACUCCUCUAGACGAACAAUCAAUGUUGCGACUUCAAAGGGCACUUUCAAAAUCCAGUUUCGUUAAAGGGAAGCUCGUGAUGAACAACAAAGUUACUCCUUCCAUCCUUGGUGGAAUUGUUUUGGAAAUUGGAGACAUGAUUGUUGAUGCAAGCAUUCAAUCCAAGGUUACUAAACUUAACCAAGCUCUGAACGAAUCAAUCUAAGUUAAGGAAACUCAAAUGCUUCACGUUAUGAUCUGAAUGAAUGAAAAUGAAGUUGACCUCAGCCCAGUAGUGUAUAAAAGUAUAUGGAACAAUAGCAACAUUAAUGAAGACGGUGAACUUUUUAAAUGAGUUGCCGUGUUGUUUUCUGCUACUUUAACAUCGCUCUCGCUCGUCAAUAGGUACUGUUUCUAAAUACCAUGUAUUUUGUUACUAGAUAUUAAGCUUAUUUACUUAUUAUUAUAUAGAAGAGAGGUGUUUUCCAUAAUUUUCCCCACGUUAUAGGCAGGCAAUAUAUAUUCAUUUUCAUACUAGUGUAAUCAAUUGUGUUCGCGU